Molecule: messenger RNA, 504 nt
Organism: Aaosphaeria arxii CBS 175.79
Lineage: Eukaryota; Fungi; Ascomycota; Dothideomycetes; Pleosporales
Exons: 2
Coding region: 1-504 (167 amino acids)
Source: RefSeq, a predicted model, not a curated record
AUGUCUAACCCACCCACCCGCAGAAUCCUAAAUCGAUUGAUCAAGGAUACUGAUGAGGGUAAUGACGAAAAUCGAAAUAACAAUGCUCCUGAAACAAGAGACACGCAGUUUCGCAGUGUCAAUGCAAUUUCAGCUGUUCAAACCAACCACCCAGUGCUGGUAGGGCAGGUAAACACUGCUGCAAAACAUAAAAUCAUUGGUUAUGGAGAUACUUUCAAUGAACACGAACAACUUAAGAAUCAACAGAUAGUCCGGAUGGAAGACAAGAUCUCUGGAGUUGUCUUAAUUCAAGGAGAUCUUCCAGAAUGCUGGGCAGAAAUCUAUGAUUGCCGCGCAAGGUGUCUCAUUGACAGUGGUUCCAUGAUGAACGUCAUGCGAUUAUCAGCAGCAAAUGCAAUGGGCCUAGUAGUGGAUAACUUAGCAGGAGCUGACGGACCCGGAGGUUUGGUCACUGCCAAUGAAGAAGAGUACGACUCGGGAUAUGUCAAUUUCCUGGGACAAUGA